CAACUCCCAGGACCCUGCAUCUCUACUAGAAGAACACGAGAUCUCUCGGAUCGACACCCUCUUUCACACGAAUCCAAGAUGGCGCAAUCGGGGUACUCGAAUCCGCUGAAGAAGUUCAAGCUGGUCUUCUUGGGCGAGCAGAGCGUGGGCAAGACAUCGCUCAUCACACGCUUCAUGUACGACUCCUUCGACAACACCUACCAAGCAACAAUCGGCAUCGACUUCCUCUCCAAGACAAUGUACCUCGAGGACCGCACCGUGCGCCUCCAGCUCUGGGAUACGGCUGGCCAGGAGCGCUUCCGCUCUUUGAUCCCCUCGUACAUCCGCGACUCGUCUGUCGCCGUUGUCGUCUACGAUAUCACAAACAAGAAGACGUUUGAGAACACACGCAAAUGGGUUGACGACGUGCGGGGCGAGCGCGGCAACGACGUCAUUAUCGUGCUGGUGGGCAACAAGACCGACUUGAACGAUAAGAGGGAGGUCACGACGGCACAGGGAGAGGAGGAGGCGAAGAAGAACAACCUCAUGUUCAUUGAGACGAGCGCGAAGGUCGGGCAUAACGUCAAGGCGCUGUUCAAGAGGAUUGCACAGGCGUUGCCGGGGAUGGAGGGCGAGGGACAGCAGGGGCAGAGCCAGAUGAUCGACGUAAACAUAAACCCCAGCCAGCCGCAAGAGCAGAACUCGUGCGCGUGCUGAGUUGUUGUCGGGAGGCUCCGCGUUGGAUUGCUUAGAGCGUG
Macroventuria anomochaeta is the source of this 737-nucleotide messenger RNA. RefSeq names its product ras-domain-containing protein. Bases 79 to 696 code for a protein of 205 amino acids. Gene Ontology annotation, molecular function: GTP binding; GTPase activity. The transcript has 5 exons. The record is from RefSeq and is a predicted model, not a curated record. NCBI's taxonomy places the organism in Eukaryota, Fungi, Ascomycota, Dothideomycetes, Pleosporales, Didymellaceae.